AGGAGUUGGUCAGCAGUCACGUUAUCAACACAGAGUCACCUGAUUAAGAUAAUUAUCUCGUCAAUUAAUGAUAUUGAUAAGUUCGUGUACCUGCAUGUACACCUAUGUAUGGAAGUAUUUACAUCCGAGAUGGUAACACCGAAAGGGAUGAAAAUGGCACCGGUGUGAUGCGUAAAGUUGAGCUUAACGACAUUGGAGCCACACAUACAUGCAGUGCAAUGAAUACUGCAGCUAGACGUGGUACGACGGGUUCAGGCCACCGUCAUAGUGAUAGCGACUGUGACAUGAUACAAACUGCUGACGAAUUGGAACAGAACUCGCAAUAUGAAUCCGGUACACAUACAAGUAAUUAUCAGUACGAGCCACCACCGGCCAUUGAGGAGAAAAUGCGACGAGAGCUGAAGUUCUACUUCAUGAAUCCGUACGAGAAAUACAAGGCUAGAGGGCGUAAACCUUGGAAGCUUGGAGUACAGCUGAUUAAGAUAGUCUUGGUGACAUUGCAGCUAGUACAAUUUGGGACGAGUCAGUUCAAGCAAGCAACAUUCUUUGAAGACAACGAGAAGGCUUUCAACAAUAUUUUCCUGAAAGACUGGGACCCUGGUUAUGACUCCUUUGCGUAUCCUAAAACCAGACAGCUCUAUGCACUCUACUUGAAAGAAGACGUUUUCCAACAUUUGGACUAUGCUAUUUACCAGUAUUCGCAAUUGGAGAAUAUAGCCAUCGGGACCUAUGAGUUUGAAGUAUUAAACGGCACUGAAGAUAUUUACACCAUGACGUUGUGUAACAAGCACUUCACAUCAGUCGAAGGCAAAAAUGGAACAUUUGAUGUCAAUCUUACUACUGCAGUGGAUUGUCAGCAGUUUGAAGUUUCACCGACAGCUAACAUCAGCAUAAAGACAGUUAUGAAAGACAAGAACUUCAGUCUGAACUUUGACAGCUUGAUUGAGUUGAAACUGAAGUUUUCGAUUCGGAGUUUACAUGUGAAGAAUCUGGAUAUGCUGACGUCACCAGAUUGUGUCAGGUUCAAUAUAUCAAUCAUUUAUGAUUACACCAUCCAUGGAGGUCGCAUUGGGGUCAAACUUGACGAGGACCACUCAAUAUUCUACUGUUCUAAUAAAGUAACGGGUGACCAUUUUGACGGUGUUUUUAGCGAUCUUGUCAAGGUCUACGAUGUGCUGAUCAUGAUCCUCUGUUCGCUAUCUCUCACUCUGUGUUUGAGGUCCAUCCAUAGAGGAAGGAAACUGAAAAAAAAAACAAUGAAGUUUUUCAAGCGGUAUUACAGCAAAAAUUUAACCCGGAUCGAGAAACUUGAGUUUCUGAAUUUCUGGUACAUCAUGAUAAUUCUGAGUGAUAUGUGCACAAUUAUGGGGUCGACCGUCAAAUUGCUGAUUGAAUUUAAGUUGAAUACUGCCUAUGAUGUAUGUAGCCUGCUUCUUGGCUCUGGAUGUUUCUUUGUUUGGCUCGGAAUUCUCAGAUAUCUCGGCUUUUUCCCAAAAUACAACAUUCCCAUAGUAACGUUGAAGAGUGCUCUACCAAACUGUGGCAGGUUUAUUGUAUGUGGGCUCAUUCUGUACAUGGCAUAUGGUUUCUCUGGUUGGAUCGUACUGGGACCUUACCACCACAAGUUUCGAACACUCAACGUUGCCAUUGAGUGUAUGUUUAGCCUCAUCAACGGUGACGAUAUGUAUGCCACGUUUGAUGAGAUGUCUGAUAAGAGUACAGUGGUGUGGAUCUACAGUCGUAUCUAUCUCUACUCCUUCAUCAGCCUCUUCAUCUAUGCCAUACUCAGUCUCUUCAUUGCUCUCAUCAUGGAUACCUAUGAGACGGUCAAGGAGUGUCACGGUAGACACAAGAAUCACACGGAUCUCGAGGCAUUUAUUGAUAAAUGUGAUGACAGACCGGAGUCGGGAUGUUAUCGGAGAAAGAAAAAGAAGAAACGAAAACUUUUGAAGUUUGUUCGCAACUGCUGUAAAAGAUCCAGCUCUUCCGAUGAAGAAAAUUUAGUUCAAUGAAAUUUGGGAAUACAUUGGAGCAGUGCAUUGGCAAGUCUUCCUGUAUAUAAAGCACUACAUUCCCACCUUGACAUUGAAUGCAGAAUAAUUCUAUGGCAUAUGACGACCCAUAAGUAUUAACUGUACAUUUUUGUAAUGCGCCAAAGACUGUUGACACAAUGAAACUGGCGCUAAGAUAUCGGAUAUGGUGAUGCCCAGUAAAAAAUUAAUAGUAAAAACAUUAAGCAGGUACUUAUUCUGAGCACCUUUUCCAGGGGUUGCAAAGUGCUAGGAUGUGUUCAACACAGAGAAUCUAAAACAAAGAAGGCCCAAUAUCAAAAACAAGUGUGUCUUCAGCAGUUUGUUGAAUGAUUCAAGUGAGUUUGUAUUUCUGCAGCUAUCAGGAAAUGAAUUUCACAGGGCUGGGCCCGCAUUGGAGAAGGCUCAGUCUCUAGCUUUAGUGAUUGGCCAAUCCUAAAAAAGAAGGUUGCUUAGCGCUCCAACCUCUUAAUAUAUAAGGCUUUUUCAAACACAAUAUCAACCUUUGAGGUACCCAUUUAUACCCAUGUACCUUUCUUGUAGUUCUACCUUAUUCCCCUUUGGUAUGCAGUUAAUUUGAUAAGCUUUUAUAUUUAUAAUGUGCUUCAUAUAUACCUAUCAGCAUUGGCAGUUUUUCUUGGAUUUUUUUCCAGAGUUUUUUUCUUUUUUUUUCUUUCUUUCUUUGGGGGGGGGGGGGAUACUUCUGUAGUAGGAAAGAAAGUGUUUGAGUGUGACAUUUGGGCUUGGGGUUGGAGAAUCCCUGAGCAACCAUCAAACGAAUUUUCUACAAAACACGGCCAAUACUUACGUAAAUUUUGUGACGCCAUAUUGCAAAACGAUGAUAUAUUGAUACAAAUUCGUUUGACAAGUUGAUAUUUUACCUGCCUGAUGAAUUUCUUUCGUCUGAGCAACCAUGUUUGACAUGGUAUAGAAAAAGCACCCAACAGCUUGCCUAGGUACCAGUAAAAAAAAAAAGAUUUGG
Messenger RNA from Asterias rubens (European starfish), 3012 nucleotides. Its product is annotated as mucolipin-3-like. Gene Ontology annotation, cellular component: plasma membrane; lysosomal membrane. NCBI's taxonomy places the organism in Eukaryota, Metazoa, Echinodermata, Asteroidea, Forcipulatida, Asteriidae. The record is from RefSeq and is a predicted model, not a curated record. Gene Ontology annotation, molecular function: NAADP-sensitive calcium-release channel activity. The coding region runs from base 105 to 2012 and encodes 635 amino acids. The transcript is spliced from 14 exons.